CCCCUCUCUCUCUCUCUCUCUCUCUCUCUCUUUGUGAUUUAGUGUUAUUCCAAAGAGUGGGGAGAAUUGUGCAAAAAUAUUAUCAGGGGAAAAGAAUAAGCUAAGUUUGAUCUUCUUUUUGGAGAAUUACUGAGGCUUCUUCUUGUAUUUGAUCACUAGAAAAGAAGAUCAAGGAUGAUGAUGACAGAAAUAGUUGAUCAUAAAAGAAAGAAUUACGACAAUUACUUUCACGGCACCGCCGCCAGCGCAGCCAUGACAACCGCAACUGCCGCCGCCGCCGCCGCCGCCACCAAUUAUGGUAGUAUGAGCGGCAAGAAGUUGAAGACAGAUGCAGGAGGAGGCCCCAUCUAUCCAAAGGAGAAGAAGGACAGGAUUGGAGAGCGAGUCGCGGCGCUGCAACAACUGGUCUCUCCUUUCGGAAAGUCGGAUACAGCUUCGGUUCUUCAAGAAGCUUCUGGGUACAUCAAGUUCCUCCAUGACCAACUCAAGGUUCUAAGCGCUCCAUAUCUACGAACUUCAGUGGCUGGUAAAGUUGAGGAUGGGGAUUACUACAGCUUGGGAAGCCGCGGCCUCUGCCUCAUGCCGGUCGCGGUGACGCUCGGAAUAGCCCGGAGCAACGGCGCGGAUCUAUGGGCACCAGUUAACUCGAGCAGCAGGAACCCAUAAGUGUCUCUUAGAGCACAAGGUCUACACAUUAGUGACCAUACAGAGUCUCAAAUACUAUGUUAGAAGCCCGAGUACUCCGAUAAAAGCCCUAACCCUAGUCAUCUCCUGUACUAACAUAUUGUUUCAUUCAACUUAUGUUUGCGUACUUGUGCACCUCCUGUAUUUUGACUGCAAUAUAUAAUUAUAUAUGAAUUGACCAGUUUGUAAA
Molecule: messenger RNA, 874 nt
Organism: Ananas comosus (pineapple)
Lineage: Eukaryota; Viridiplantae; Streptophyta; Magnoliopsida; Poales; Bromeliaceae
Product: transcription factor bHLH113-like
Exons: 6
Coding region: 175-666 (163 amino acids)
Biological process (GO): regulation of transcription by RNA polymerase II
Cellular component (GO): nucleus
Molecular function (GO): DNA-binding transcription factor activity, RNA polymerase II-specific; protein dimerization activity; RNA polymerase II cis-regulatory region sequence-specific DNA binding
Source: RefSeq, a predicted model, not a curated record